This is a messenger RNA of Cercospora beticola, 1766 nucleotides long. Its product is annotated as questin oxidase family protein. The record is from RefSeq and is a predicted model, not a curated record. NCBI's taxonomy places the organism in Eukaryota, Fungi, Ascomycota, Dothideomycetes, Mycosphaerellales, Mycosphaerellaceae. Gene Ontology annotation, molecular function: oxidoreductase activity.
CCACAACGUCUUUGUCUGAUCACUGACUCGACGACAGCAAAACAACAUGCUGUCUUUCAGGCUUCCUUCACUGCCCUCAUGGUCGUCGCCCUUCGCGACGGGCAUCAAACUACCCAAAGGCGAAGUGCACGAGAUCGAAGAGCAGCCGGAAAAGCGAGCGCGGACCCUCAAACACCUGCUCAAGGCCAACCACAUCAACCACAGCAUCAUCUACAACGAGCUUCGCUUCCAUAAUCACAUGCCCCAUAUCCUCGGCUCGGCAUAUAUUCUGGGAGGAGAUACAGAUCACCUGACGCAUAUUUACGAAGAGGAAGGAAAGCACUUGGAGUCGUGGAAAGACAGCCCUGGUGAGAUCGACAAAAGUGAUUGGAGGGAGUACUUGGGCAAGAGAGAGUACCAGCGAGCAUACAUUGACUUCUUUGAAGACCAGCUCGUGGUCAACGGGUACGACUGGCGAGCUUUACUCGACGAGUUUCUGCUGUCAGGCAAAGAGCCCUUGAUCAACAACCUCAUUGCGGGCCUUGCACAUCCUCUUAUACACCUCGGCUACGCCCACGAACUAUCCUCUCGAACUGUUGCGAUCGAAGCACUGGGGCUGGCAGCGUGCUUCUACAACGAAUGGCACGUUUAUCUGGACGAUCCAAAAUACACAAAGCCCGCAGCAAACCCCACAGACUCGCUCUUUAGUAUUCUGGAAAGAGUGAGAAACGACCCGAAAUUUGAUAACCUGGCCGAACACCAAGGAAGCGACAACAUUGAGAAGAUUCUAGGCAACGAAGAACUUGCAGCAGCAGCAUUGGAAUACUGGAACUCAUGGGAUCUCAAAGACCCUAAGAUCCAAUUUGCAGAAUCGCAGAAACUCGCUGUAGCGCUCGUUGUGGCGGCCCAAGAGCCUGACAACGAAAAGGGUUACGACUUCUUUGGUGUGCAUCUCCUGACUAGCAGUCAUGCUGUCCGAACACUACUUCCCUUCCUCCCCAAUAAGCACCAUAUUCCACUCGUGCGACAAUGGUGGCUCUUUACACUUCUUGUGUACAUUGCUCAGCUGCGACCAAAGAUUAACAUCGACACCAUCAAGCUCGUCGAGCUUGAAGGCCGAGAUUGGAAAUUCGUGACCGACAAGGCUCUGACAGGAAAGUACAAUACUGACGCCCACUACGUCAAAGCUCUGCGAUCAAUGCACGAGUGCAGCAAGACCUGGGGCGACGCCAAUCAAUUCUAUCUCAAGGCUGCCGUCAAGAUGGCCGAGGAGUUCGACGGCUGGGGUGGGUUCGGCCCGAGAGAUCACGAGCAAGAAGAGGUAGAAGUGAGAGGCUCCAAGAGCCAAAACUCACUGCGGCAGCUACAUGGACAUGGUGAUGAUGUACUCGAAUACAGGGCGUAAUGCAAACCCGGUAAGACUGAUAACGACGUAACGAGAUUGACGAGACUGUACAAUAGGACAAUGAAGCUCCUUUUCAUGUGGCUGAGUUCCGAAAACACGGCAACACCUCACUUUAGCGGCUCAACAAUGAUUGUGCCUCAUUGUAUUCAGUCACUGCAAAAGCAAUCACAUGCUGCUGCGCCAUGGUUCACAGGCUUCAGGCUUCACUCUCAGCUGCCGCUCCGUCACGCUCCGCUCAUUAACAACAACUAUUUAACUGCAAAAUCGUGUUUCCGAACAACACUCAUCGACACGGCCAUUUACCUCCAGUUGGUUACUAUGUGCAUACCUCCCAUCACUACCACAACCCGUUCUCGAUACAGGCUCCAGCUCAAAUACUCGC